AUGAGGUGCCUCUAUCAACAACAGCUAGACUCCGAAAUCUUUAAAUAGGCAAGUUCAAAUAAAAUGGGGUCACAAAAGAUUAAUAUUCAUUAACUCACUUCUCAAAAGAAAGAUGAUGAUUCCUUAGAAAAAUCAAUGGGAAAAAGCUUAGCCAAUAUAAAGGUCAGUAAAAAAACUGUUAAGCUAAAACGAAUGGACGAGAAAAAUACCAAUUCAGCUAUUAAAUAUAUAGCAGCUAGAAGGAAAGCAGGGGAUUAAGAUAUAGUUGAGGAUCCUGAUUCAAGAAAUGAGAUGGUUGAAAGAAAAAUAAAUAAGAGAUCCUUGAGACUUAUUGCUACAAUAAAUGAGAGAAAAAACAAUGGAAGAAAGCUAAACUCCAGGGAAUGGAACAUUACCCUCAGAAAUUAACACAAAAAUUCCAGUGACUCCUUAGAAAUAAAAAUCACUGAAUAUUAUUCCACCUCUAACAAGUUAAUUUCAAUAAAUGUAGACAGAUCAAAUAUUUCCACAAAGUUAAAAGACUCUCAACCAAUUAUUGGAGUUUCUCAGUUAAGUAACAAUAACUAAAAUGUCAACAAUAAUAAUAUACAGUUGAAUAUCCCUAAACCUUAAAAUUUAAACAACUCAUUUCAAAAACUUUAAAACUCAGGUAGGAGUGUUAUCAAGUAAUAAAGAGUGAUCAAAGAGAUGAUUGAUAAAAAAAUACAAUCAGUCUUUGAUGUUCAACUUAAGAAUGGACCGAAAAUAACCUAAGCAGUAGCCAGUGGUUGUAUGACUAAAAGUAAUAAUGUCAGCAACAAAAAUAUACCUUAAUUUGGUUUCUAAAGAGAAAAAAGGAAGUCUAUGUACCCAGAACUUAAUGAUUAGUAGAAAUAAGAUGUAGAGAAUUUAGUGGGAAAAAUAAAAGAAGUUCCAACAACUUAAAAAUCUAUUCUAAAAAAUCCUGUCACCAAAACAAUAGAAGAAUACUUUAAGGAAACUACUUUGCCUCACAAAAUAAGAAGAAUGACAAGUAAAGUUGAUGAAAAAGCACGAAGAAAAUCUAUGGGAAUCUUUUUAAAUAAUGCAAAUAAAAGUUUCAAAGCACCUUUACUUCCUUCAGAUUAAAUUUAAGUUGAAAAAGUUACACCACAUGCUUAAACUCCUAUUGCUAUUUAGAAGUCUUUGAAAUCGCAUAUUUCCAAUUACACAGAGUCUGACUCAGCUGACACAUUUGAUAUUAGAGAAAAUCAAAUGAAUGAAUAAUAGAUUAAUGAAGAGAUUAAUAAGUUUAUGGAGAGUAUGCAAUAAAAUUAAAACUUUCCAUAUACCCCGAUGUCAAAAAAUAAUAAUUAAGAGAUAUUAAUUAGUGGAGGAUCUCCAGAUAUGGGUUAGUCUUCGUCUUUUUUCAAUUAGCACUCUUCAAAUUUCUUAUAAUAUCAAGAUAAAUUGAAAAAUUUAAAGAUGAUGCGUGAAUAUUCUAAAUGGCAAUUAAUACAGAAAACAAAAAAUAAAGAGGAGUACUACUUUACUCGCAAGUAUAUGAAGACGAAAAAACCAAAUAUCUAUUCAUUUAUACAAAUCCCAUUUCUUAAAGAAAGAAGCUAUAAUCAUAAUACUGAUUCUAUGUAGAAUGAAGAAUUUUAAGAUCUCAGUUAUUAAUUAAACAGCUAGAAGAAGAAAUAAGGUCUGCUUUAGCAGUAUGAUUUAAAUCACAAAAAGAAUUACUCAACAGGAGCAUAAUAAUUACCUUCCAAAAAUUCAUUUCAAUAGUAUAAUAAUAUCCUUCGUCCCCCUAGUUCCAAGUUUUCCAAUAGAUAUAAAAAUGACCAGGAUAUUGUUUAAUUAGUUAUUGAAAUGGCUUCUAAAGGAAAGCCAAUAUUAGAUGAAAUUAUCCAAGGCUUGAACAAUAGAGAAUUAAUGAAUAAAAGUACUGCCCACAAUUGA
Stylonychia lemnae is the source of this 1926-nucleotide messenger RNA. The record is from the annotation of a GenBank genome assembly. NCBI's taxonomy places the organism in Eukaryota, Ciliophora, Spirotrichea, Sporadotrichida, Oxytrichidae.